UAUUUCUUCUGCGCCUACAAAUCCCAUAAGGCAAUGCGGCACCCGGAAGCGGAAACAGCUGGCCGAUCCAGGCCUGUGAUUGGUGGUGAGCAUUGGGCCAAUUGGAGGAGUUGUUGUUAGACAGUCUAGGAGAACCCGUCAGGGAGGGAGGAAGGUGGCAAGAUGGUGUUGGAAAGCACUAUGGUUUGCGUGGAUAACAGUGAGUAUAUGCGGAAUGGAGACUUCUUGCCCACCCGGCUGCAGGCGCAACAGGAUGCCGUCAACAUAGUCUGCCACUCCAAAACCCGCAGCAACCCCGAGAACAACGUGGGCCUCAUAACCUUGGCCAAUGACUGUGAAGUGCUGACCACACUCACCCCUGACACUGGCCGCAUCCUGUCCAAGCUCCACACUGUCCAGCCCAAGGGCAAGAUCACCUUCUGCACUGGCAUCCGCGUGGCCCACCUGGCUCUCAAGCACCGACAGGGCAAGAAUCACAAGAUGCGCAUCAUUGCCUUUGUGGGAAGCCCCGUGGAAGACAACGAAAAGGAUCUGGUGAAACUGGCCAAACGCCUCAAGAAGGAGAAAGUAAAUGUUGAUAUUAUCAAUUUUGGGGAAGAGGAGGUGAACACGGAGAAGCUGACAGCCUUUGUGAACACACUGAACGGCAAAGACGGGACCGGCUCCCACCUGGUGACGGUGCCCCCGGGGCCCAGCCUGGCCGACGCCCUCAUCAGUUCGCCGGUUCUGGCUGGUGAAGGCGGCGCCAUGCUGGGUCUCGGUGCCAGCGACUUCGAGUUUGGAGUGGAUCCCAGCGCCGAUCCUGAGCUGGCCCUGGCCCUGCGUGUCUCCAUGGAGGAGCAGCGGCAGCGGCAGGAGGAGGAGGCACGGCGGGCAGCUGCGGCCUCUGCUGCUGAAGCCGGGAUUGCUGCGGCCGGGACUGAAGACUCGGACGACACCCUGCUGAAGAUGACCAUCAGCCAGCAGGAGUUCGGCCGCGCGGGGCUCCCUGACUUGAGCAGCAUGACUGAGGAGGAGCAGAUCGCGUACGCCAUGCAGAUGUCCCUGCAGGGGGCAGAGUUUGGCCAGGCAGAAUCAGCUGACAUCGAUGCCAGCUCAGCCAUGGACACAUCUGAGCCAGCCAAGGAGGAGGAUGACUAUGACGUGAUGCAGGACCCCGAGUUCCUUCAGAGUGUCCUGGAGAACCUUCCAGGCGUGGACCCCAAUAAUGAGGCCAUUCGAAAUGCCAUGGGCUCCCUGGCCUCCCAGGCCACCAAGGAUGGCAAGAAGGAGAAGAAAGAGGAAGACAAGAAGGGAGACUGAGGGCGAGGGGGGCUGGGCCUGCUCAGGGGGCUGUGGAGGGUGGGCUGGGGUGUGUGGCUAGAUGUCCUGUCUGUGACCAUUGCAACCUAAAUAAAACUUGACACCUUUU
Trichechus manatus latirostris (Florida manatee) is the source of this 1411-nucleotide messenger RNA. It is a transcript of the gene PSMD4, whose product is annotated as proteasome 26S subunit ubiquitin receptor, non-ATPase 4. Lineage: Eukaryota; Metazoa; Chordata; Mammalia; Sirenia; Trichechidae. The coding region runs from base 163 to 1302 and encodes 379 amino acids. Gene Ontology annotation, biological process: proteasome-mediated ubiquitin-dependent protein catabolic process. The transcript has 10 exons. Gene Ontology annotation, molecular function: polyubiquitin modification-dependent protein binding. The record is from RefSeq and is a predicted model, not a curated record. Gene Ontology annotation, cellular component: proteasome regulatory particle, base subcomplex; nucleus; cytosol.